AUGGAACGGCUGUCACAUGAGCUGAUAUGGCUGGUGCAAAUAACCCUUCUAUCGUCGCCCCUUAUGGUUUGUGAACUUGCCGAGCUGUCGUCGGAGUUCUCAUCAAUCUCCACUGGUUACGAUGAUGCGUGGAAGAAUCACACGAACCUGCCGUUCAAGCUCAUUAUAGAAGUGGAAGGACCAGCACGAAUCGUUAUCCGAACGGGUAAUCUCGAAGGCCGACAAAUUCGGAUCAGCUUGUUCCAUGAGCACUAUCGAAUUCCCACUCCACCGGGACCAGUUACGUUACCAGUUGAACCGCCACAAUGCGUGAGACGUCGUGUGGAGACCCAUUCAACACCUACCCAGACUUCCAUCACUCCAAGAACUAAUCAAAGUCUUGGAAGUCGUGUCUACAAAGCUAUCGCUGCAUCGACGGCGGCGAAACUCGUUCUCGUACUAUCGCUGUUGGCAGCUUUGGCUGCUUUGAUAUAUGCCGGAGUGUUCGGUGCAACAUUCGGACCACAUCUUAUUUAUGUUGAAUGGACCACCACCAACUUAAGAAAGAUCUGA
Messenger RNA from Cooperia oncophora, 552 nucleotides. The record is from the annotation of a GenBank genome assembly. Lineage: Eukaryota; Metazoa; Nematoda; Chromadorea; Rhabditida; Trichostrongylidae.